Protopolystoma xenopodis is the source of this 393-nucleotide messenger RNA. Lineage: Eukaryota; Metazoa; Platyhelminthes; Monogenea; Polystomatidea; Polystomatidae. The record is from the annotation of a GenBank genome assembly.
AUGGUUCGACCUGGUGACAACGUUCUUGUCUGCUUGUCUGGUGGCAAGUGUUCUAUCAGCUUGCUCCACUGCCUCCGUCAUUACCAAUACCUGGAGUCACAUGGGGACCCACAGGGGGCGCCAUUUACAUUUGCUGGGAUUACGGUGGAUCCCGCGGCAAGGCGAUAUAACCCGCGAAUAUUGAUACCUUACAUGGAAGAGCUUGGUGUACGAUACCACUUUGAGUCUCGAACUAUUCCUUCUUGUGAGAUUCACAACCCCUCCUACUGCUCAAGAAUGAAGCGCAGUACCAUAUACGCGAUUGCAAGGAAGUUUGGCUACAACGUGGUUGCUCUUGCUCAGAACUUAGAUGAUAUGGCUGCCAGGUAUGGAAGAAAGCUUGUUAAUGGAUAG